ACUAUCCGGACCUGCUUUGUUUGUGGAUGAACGCCAUAAAACCCAUCUCCGAAAUGUGGACCGUAAUAGGAAAAUUACUGUUUUUCCACUUGGUUACGAUGGGGCUGUAUUCAGGAAAAGGGAGCGAGGAGGAGUGCGAGGACGGACAGUUUCAGUGCAAGAACAAGAAAUGCAUCAUGAGCAUAUGGAGGUGUGACGAUGAUGAUGACUGUUCGGACAACAGCGAUGAGGAAGACUGUUUGAGGAAGACGUGUGCACCAUCAGAAUUCGCUUGUCAGAACGGGCAGUGUGUGCCUGGCCGCUGGCGCUGCGACGGGGAGCCCGAGUGUCCGGACGGAUCCGACGAGGCAGAGUCCACCUGCACAGUCAAGCAAACGUGCCCACCGGACAAGUUCGACUGCGGCGGGAAGUGUGUGUCGUUGUCAUGGCGCUGCGACGGCGAGAGGGACUGUGAAAACGGAGCGGACGAGGAAGACUGUGCUGCAGAUGCCCGCGCCUGCCCAGCUGGAGAGUUCCAGUGCCGUAACCAUAAGUGCCUGGCGCCGGUCUAUGUGUGUGAUGGUGAUGACGACUGCGGGGACUCCAGUGACGAGGAGAAGUGCUCUCCACCCACAUGCGGCCCGCACGAGUUCCGCUGCAACGCCUCUGAGUGCGUCCCCAAGCCCUGGACCUGCGACGGGGACCCAGACUGCUCUGACGGCUCUGACGAGUGGGCAGAGCGAUGUGGGAGUGAAGUUGUGCGACCAGCCACGCCCCCCGGCCGCAGGGCAGAGUGUGGCGCUGGAGCUUUUCGUUGCGGUAGUGGGGAGUGCAUCAAGCUGGCCUGGAGGUGUGAUAGAGACCCGGACUGCAAGGACAAGUCAGACGAAGCUGACUGCCCGCUCCUGACGUGUCGUCCAGAUGAGUUCCAGUGCGGGGACGGCUCCUGCAUUCACGGCAUCAAACAGUGCAACAAAGCCUUCGACUGCUUGGACAGGAGCGACGAGGCUGGCUGUGUCAACGCCACAAAGUGUGAAGGCCCUUUGAAGUUCCUCUGCCGAAACGGGGAGUGUAUAGAUGGAGCGAAGGUGUGCGAUAACGUCAAAGACUGCAAGGAUCGAUCAGACGAGCCCAAGAAGGAGUGCGGUCUGAACGAAUGCAUGCUAAACAACGGAGGCUGUUCACAUAUCUGUGUGGACCGACCCAUCGGCUACGAGUGCCAGUGUCCCACUGGCUACAAACUCCUGGAUAAAAGGACAUGCGGAGACAUUGAUGAGUGUGAGAAUCCAGAUGCCUGCAGUCAAAUCUGCAUCAACCUCAAAGGAGACUUCAAGUGCGAGUGCCACCCGGGCUAUGAGAUGGACCCAGUGAGCAAGACCUGCAAAGCAGAGGGGAAGAGCCCUUACCUGAUGUUCACCAACAGACACGAGAUCCGACGCAUCGACCUUGUGAAGCGGGACUACACCCAGGUGGUCCCCACCCAGAAGAACGCUGUGGCCAUAGAUGUUGACGUGGCCGCCAACCGCAUGUUCUGGUGUGACCGCUUCCAGCGCAAGAUCUACAGUGCGUUCAUCCACGAGGCGUCUGACCCGUCCCGUCACGUGACUCUGAUCGACUCUGAGCUGCACUCCCCGGAGGGCCUGGCUCUCGACUGGGUUCAGCACAACCUGUACUGGACGGACUCGGGCGACAGGAGCAUCUCUGUGGCUUCGGCCGACGGCAGCAAGAGGCGAGUUCUGAUCGACACGGAGCUGAGUGAACCACGGGCCAUCGCUGUGGAUCCAGAGCAAGGGUUUAUGUACUGGUCUGACUGGGGAAUGAGGCCCAAGAUUGAGAAAGCAGGCAUGAAUGGAGUGGACCGUCAGGUUUUGGUGUCUGAGGGCAUCGAGUGGCCGAAUGGAAUCACGCUGGACGUGGUGGGAAAGCGCUUGUAUUGGGUGGACUCGAAGCUCCACUUGAUCUCCAGUGUGGACUUUAAUGGAGCUCAGCGCAGAGUGAUCCUGUCGUCCAGUGAAAGACUCGGCCAUCCCUACGCCCUCGCCGUGUUUGAGGACCGAGUGUACUGGACGGACCGAGAGAAGGAGGCCGUCUUCAGCGCCAACAGGCUGACCGGUCAGGAUGUGACCAGCCUGGCUGAACAUCUAAACGACCCACAUGAUAUAGUGGUGUUCCACGAGCUGAGCCAGCCCCAAGCUCCGGACAGCUGUAACCUGGCUGGCGUCAGUAACGGUGGCUGCGCGUUCCUGUGCCUGCGCGCGCCUCAGAUCAGUGAACACUCACCCAAAUACACCUGCGCCUGUCCCGACGGGGAGGAACUGAGUCCAGACACCCGCCUGUGUGUCCCUGUCCAAAAUGUCACAGCCCCACCCUCAAGCAUCUCAAGUAACGUUACCAUGGAGACGGUGAUAGAGGCUGGUGCCGAGCUACCCUCUGAUUCCCCUGACGCGCCGGACACAGUGACCUCUCAGGCAGACAGUGCGCCUGACACAGGUCAUCUCACCCCCCUCUCACCCAGGCCCACCCCAGACGACCCAGCUGGAGCCUCCAACACCACAGCAGCCCCCUCCCCGAGUCCAGCGGUGCUACUGAUCACAGCGUCAGGAGACACCAGCAACCUGUCUCAUCACUCUGGCAAUGAUCUGCUCCUCCUGGGCCACAGUCUGACGGUGGCUGUGCUUGGUGUUGUAAUCCCCAUAGUUCCUAUUGUUGCCACAGUGGUGCUGGGCCUGCUGUGCACUGCCGUUUACCUCAUCUACCGCAACUGGAGGCGCCGGAGCACCAAGAGCAUGAACUUCGACAACCCAGUGUACCGCAAGACCACCGGCGACGCCGAGGAGGACGAGAUCCACAUCGGACGGACGACCGAGGGCCUUCCCGGCCCCCAUCAUCACCACCACCACCCCUACCCAGUGCCCGUGGUGGGCGUGGGCGGGGUGAGUGCGGGGACACCCUUCAUCGCCCUUCCUCUUGGGAGCGGCUUGCCGGACCCUGCGACACACUGGUAUGCCGAGCAGCCCACCAUAUCCAGCGCAAAGUGAGGAGGAGAGAUGGAGGCACACGGACGCUACGAGACAACAGAGUGAUGUUUAGCCAGAGUCGGUCUGACCACUGAAGUGACAAGACACUGAGAUAAGGCCGAGCGUCAGCCAGGCCGAGCGUCACAGCCCGCAUAAGUCCACAGUGUCUGACCAUAAGAUGACGAAGGUGAGGUUCACUCCAGGAUGGCCUUUAGACCGACAGGAGCAGUAGUGGUGAUCUUCAUCAUGCUAUCAUCACUCAGAUGGACCAUACAGUCCAGUUUCUCUCUCUGGACUGGACACUAUUAAUAAUAUUUUGCUUUGUUUACAUACAGAUCAACGUAUUUCCCUCUCAGUGUCCUCAACAUGCUCUCUAUUCUCCUCAGAGCUGUGGCUUUUUCUGGCAGGGAUGUGAAUCUGGAGCAGCACCUUAGUUACGGGGACAAUCCGUGGUGUUAAUCAGUGGAGCGGAUGCUGUGAAAUGUGUCAGUCACUGUGUGAAGCUGUGAAGGUUUAAGCCACUUGCUAUAGCUCAGUGUCAGUUGUUAAUGCCUAUGAGUUUAAAUGUCUUUUCUGCUCUGUCCCUCUUUUUUUUCUUUUCUUCAUUGCCCUUAGGCUGCAGUCACACUGACCACAUUUCAUCUGAAUGGUGAAAACUCCCAUAGCAGUUAAUUCCUUAUCAAAUUCGUCUAGGUCUCCUGGGGAGCCGCAGAAAAAUGUCUCUGCCUAGUCAUUUUUAAUGUUCUCGGUUUACUAAGCCUCCUUUGGACAUAUCUCAAAAGUGCUACUUGUUUAAAAAGUGGUAGAUGAUGAUAAACAUUAUUAAAAUGUAAUAUACCUGCCAGUCGAUCGCGAUUUGUGAGAACCCAGAGAUUUUUUUAUCAUUUUUCCCCAAUUUUUCCCCAGUUUAGUCUCCCCCAGUCACACGAUACUAUCACUGCCAAGUGCAACAUCAAUGGACAGCUCAACACACUUGUACAAUAACACUGACUGCCAGUUCUGUUACGUUAGCUUUCGGUUACCCCCACUCUGCUCACCCAGAGAGAGCGAGGCCAGCUGCGCCCUCUUGGCUGUGGCAUCACCGUCGACCAAACUUGCAAUCUCCUGAGAGUUUUGUUCCACCCUGGAGAAGAAACGAACAAGUCUGAUGUGACCGCAGCUUUACGGUGCACGUCCGCUUCGCCAGUGUCUCAUUAGAGCGACGUAAACAGGAUCCGCACGAACCUAAACCAUCACAAACUCAUAGAUUUCAAAUGAAUUCUCUUCUUAUCCAACUCCUAAAUUGUGGUUCUACCUCCUGAAUUAAGUUGUGACGUGUGUAGGUAAAACAUUCCUUUUAUUCUAAGCGCUCUGAAGAAUUUACAUCGUGCAUACAAAAAGUACAGCGGCUGCAAAACGCACAGGCAGUACCAGUUUAAAUCAGGAGCUUUUGUCCAGAGAGAAAAAUGGUUACUUUGGACUCUUGAAGCAGCGUUGCAUAAAAAAAGCUUUGGCUUAACAUGUGAUUGAGCUGCUUGUGAUCUGUUGAUCUGCUCUAGAUAAGCAGAGUGAGUUUGCAAUGAAUGGGGGUGAAUAAAGAGUUAAAAAAUGAAAGAAUGAACCCUCCUCUGAUGUUCGACUGUGAGGAACAGCAAUGAUGUGUCAAACUAACCCAGUGCAUGUUUAACCAUCCGAAAGAAGAACUUUUUUUUUUUUCAUAAACAUGAUCUUUAGCUUUUAAUGAAAAUCAAUGGAAUCAAUGUUUAGCUCAAUCAUGUUUUUCACCCAUUUCAGAUCCUAGUUUAUUUAUAAUGAUGCGCUCGUGUUUUAUUAAGAAAUUAAUUCUGUAUGUUUUUUUUUGGACAUUGGAAAAAAGUGGACAUUCAACACAGUUGUUGUUUGUUUUUUUUAUUCUUAUUUAGACUUUUUCAACAUUUUUGACAAACUGUCAAAAGUUUGGGUCAAACUGACUCUUUCAAUUCAAAUCACACCAAGUGAACCAAAAAUCCAGCAGAAAAGAUUUCAUGCCCCAAAAAUUAGAAAUAUUUUUCUCCUGUAUUUUUCAACGAGUCAUUUUGACCCACAGCAUAACAGGAGCGUUUAACUUGUUUGUAGCUAUUUAUGCAGGAACUUCCUUUCAUUGUGGAAAGUUACACACAAAAUCUCCGCAGGGAAGUAUUCAUCUUGGACUCGGGAGCGCCCUCUAGCAUCUGGCAGACCUAGAACACAUUACUGAGUGGCAGUUUUCCUCUCAACACUCUCUGAAUGACCCAAACUAUCCGUUUGAACAGAGUUGGAUCACUUGUCUUGUUUGCUAGUAACUGAAAGUUUCAGGUACAGAUUUACUCUGUUUGGGGGAAACAAUAACAACCUCAUAUGUGGACUGAUGUGUGCAGUAUCAUCUCAGGGAGAUGGAACGCUCUGUGUGUGUGUGUGUGUGUGUGUGUGUGUGUGUGUGUGUGUGUGUGUGUGUGUGUGUGAUAUUACACUAUAUAUUAAUGACAUCCGAGUGUUGUAACACAGAAAAGGUGUGAACAGCUGCAAUAUGUAACAUACUUAUAAUCCGUAGGUUCUCUGGUUUCUGUUAAACCACAUGAGGAGGAAACGUAAGCGCUUUGCUGCCAUGUUAACAGAGGAGGAACAGCUGCUUUAGCCCCCUGUAUGUUUUCAUGCUUUCAUUUAAGGGUCCGUGAUGAUACUGUAGUCAUACUUAUAUGAAACACAGCAUUUGUCAUGUUGAUGAUUUUGACUGUUCGCACACAACCAGAUGCAGAGUGUUGUAUGUUAAAGCAGGUCGUGGUCUACAGUCGAACUCUAUAAACAUUUAGAAGGAAAACACUUUUCUCAAGAUUUCCGCGUUAUUCAGUGAUCUGUGGUUAAGCAUAGCCAUUCACAGUGGCUUCAUGUCAAAUGUAGAGAAGCCUAAGAUUUCUUUACAGUGGUGGUGAUAGGAACCAGGGGUUGGCAUGACUACAACAACAAUAUAGACAUUUUAUUUAAUAUCUAGAACCACCAGUGAUCCUACACGAGUCUAGUGAGUUUUAUAUGGAUUACUGAUGAUGCUAAAAUGGGUCUAUUGUGCCUCUAUAACACCCUGCAUGUACAUCCCUAGACAGUAAGAGGAAAGCGGGCCACUGUUGGCCCACUGACAGCAAAGCUGGCGGCCCACUGGCUUUUUGCUCAGCAUUUACCAGGCAGCCCACUGGUGGUCAAGCAGAGCGUUAGACAGAAUUCCACUUUUCAGUAACUCACAGUUCAGUUUACUUACAUUUCCCUCAUUUCUUUCUUUCGUUAUCCUUUGGAAAUAAUUUUAAUAGCUGUAUACAGCUGUAACCCCUCUAGCCCACAAAAUCAAUUUAUAUUAGGACUAUUAUAUAUUUUCUCUCAGUUGUUUGUAAUAUUUGUCUAAGUUUAUUUUCCCAAAUAAAAAGCUGUGUCCUUGUAAGAAGGACAAAAAUGUGGGUGGUCUGAGGGCCAGAUAAUGCUGUCAUUACCAAGCCAGCAGACGGAUAGACGCUUGCCAUCUGGUAUUUACAAAUGUUUUAGGCCAAAAUCUUCUCGAUUUUUCAAAAUUACUGCAUAAAUAAAUGGGUAAGAUGUAAACAGUCGUUCAGAGUGGCUUGGUGUGAAACGCUCUGUUCUAGAGAAACUAUUCACAGUGGUGGUGAUAGGAACCAGACAUCCACCUCUAAAAGCUCCCUCACACAAAGUUAUUACAUGAAAUGGUAAUGAAUUCAGGAUAGUUUCAGGAUAGUUUUGGCCUAAAACAUAUUUAUAAAGCAAAAUAGUCCCCCCAGAAAACUUCCCAUUCCAUUCCAUAUCUAAACUCAGAAGACACGUGUAGGUUCUCUGGUGGUUCUGGAUAGUAAAUAAAAGUCUGUAUUUGUGUUGUAGUCAUGGCGACGUCUGGUUCCCAUCACCACCACUGUAAAGACUUCUGAACCUCUACAAUCAACCAUUUCACACCAAACCCACUCAGAAUGUUCAUACCACUGAAUAAUGCAGACAUCUGAAAGUAGUCUCAUCAAAUAAAAUGAUAAUCCCAAAAACAGCCACUCCUUCCCCCUCCGUCACAUCCUGGUCUAUAAAGCACAGACUCUCUGUACUCUAACAUUACCUCACUGAUGCGGAUUAGAAGCAGAAUUCAGAAUAAAAGCUGUGGGGGAUGAGGCUUGGAUUAGGCUGUGUGUGUGUUAGUGAGAGGAAACGAGUGUGAAGUACUCUGUGGUGUGAAAGUGUUGUAGAUAUGUUUUCAUACAAAUACUUUUGAUACAGUUGUGUAAAAAUGUACAUAAGAUUUUCGACGACACUGUUGAUCAUGAAUUAAUUUAUUUGUAUAAAAUGAGUUUUGGAAAUAUAUCUUACGUUCUGCCAAAGUGUUGUGUUAGUGUUUUUUAGUCUGUUUACAUCACUCCUUGUUAUGGCACAUUCUGAAUAGAUCACUUUUAUUGCGCUCUCAUUGCUCUGUGUUUUGUAUACAGCGUUAUUUUAUCAAAGGGUUUUUUUGUGCCUUGUUUUUCGGUUUGCAUCCGUACCUCUUAUUGUUGGGUUCCUCACUCAGUUGAGCAUUUCUUUCCUGUGGCAUUUGUAUCAGUUGUUGUUCUUGAUACCUCUCUCUCUCUCUCUCUCUCUCUCUCUCUCUCUCUAUAAUAUAUAUAUUGUUAUAAAAAUACCAAUGUUUGAACCCACUCGUCUUCUGGCCUUUCACUCGAGCUCCUCACUCGAAUCGCUCACUUUCCUCUUUAAUCAUUGUAAAGCUAAUGAGAGCCGUCUGAGAGGGUUUAAGAAGGUUUUGGAUUUAAUGGUCUCACCACCGAGUGCACUGCAGUGAUAAUGGACAACAAAUUGUGACCAAUGACAGAGCGCCUCCA
This is a messenger RNA of Pygocentrus nattereri (red-bellied piranha), 7846 nucleotides long. Its product is annotated as low-density lipoprotein receptor-related protein 8. Gene Ontology annotation, molecular function: protein binding; calcium ion binding. The transcript has 18 exons. NCBI's taxonomy places the organism in Eukaryota, Metazoa, Chordata, Actinopteri, Characiformes, Serrasalmidae. The coding region runs from base 27 to 3017 and encodes 996 amino acids. The record is from RefSeq and is a predicted model, not a curated record.